Messenger RNA from Sebastes umbrosus (honeycomb rockfish), 1487 nucleotides. RefSeq lists its product as uncharacterized. NCBI's taxonomy places the organism in Eukaryota, Metazoa, Chordata, Actinopteri, Perciformes, Sebastidae. The record is from RefSeq and is a predicted model, not a curated record. The transcript is spliced from 4 exons. Bases 154 to 657 code for a protein of 167 amino acids. Gene Ontology annotation, cellular component: autophagosome; nucleus. Gene Ontology annotation, biological process: autophagosome assembly; positive regulation of DNA-templated transcription.
GGACACAUGAGGGAGGACCUUUCACUGAUAAACAACUUUGAGAUCAAAACAAUCCGAGAAGAAACUGGAACAUAACAGGAUCCUUUCUGCACAACGACCACACCCGAAGACUAAACUACAUCUAUUUAAUCAGAUUGCAAUAGAGGCAUAAAGAUGUUCGGAAAGAUUCUUUCUCAUCUGCUUUGGAACGCCGGUGACGACUUUGAGGCAGGAGAUGACACUUACGAGGAGCUGAUGGAGUUUGAGGAGGGAGGAUGGGUCAUUGUUAAUCUUCCAGAGAACGGGCCGCUCUCAGCCCCCGAGGCAGAUCCCCUGGAGAACCUGCUGAUUGAGCACCCCAGCAUGUCUGUCUACCAGAUGAGAUGCAGGAUGGGUGGAGAGGAGGAGGAGCUGGGCUCUGACGAAGAUGAAGAGGACACCUCCAGGCCAGUGGCGGUGAGGCGGCACAUAUCCUGGCGUCUGGCUGCCUGGGGAAUCCCUCUGCCCUGCAACAUCCAGCUGCUGGCUGUUGAGAGGGCCAGCAGGACCCAGAAUGAGCGGAAGAAGCUGGGCCGCAGCGUCCUCCACAGGCAGAACCUGGCCAAGAUGAGAUUCUCCCCGGCAGAGAGACGCUACGGCCACUUCAAGCAGCCCUGCCAGCGCCUCUACAACUACUGAACAGGACACCUGCCUGUGAGAGGGUGCGUUUCAAGUUGCCUCCACCACAUAGCCCAGAUGUGCAGCACAGUGCCUUGACUCUGAAUUACUCAGGUUUUUCGCCAUUGUUUCACCUCACACGGUUAGUUCAGUUAGAUUCACCACUUCCUGCGCAGUAAAAUGAUCCGCAAAAUGAACCACUGCGAUGUUUUCUUUAGAUUUGAAUACAGGCCUGCAUGCACUGCACCCCUCACGUCUGAAACCACUGAGAACAAUGAAUCUUGAUAUCCUGACAACACGAAUGACACGGUCGGUCCCUCAGGUUGGAGAGCAUCAAUAACACACACACAUUUACUUCAAAAAAUAAAAGCCUUUGUACAUUAUGAAAAUGAGAACAGAUGAGUGUUUAGAUUGAUUAGAUGUAAGUAGGGCUUGCUGUGUGACACUGAUCCAAAUAUGAACUUCCAACCUGUACUUUGCUCUAUACGAAUGAAUUAACUAUGACGCUGUUGGAUAACGGCACGUUUUGACUGCUUGUAUUCAGUAUGUAUUAUAUUAUGUGCCUUAGCUUUAGACGUUCUUGUGACAAGUGUAUAUUCAUGUCGUGCGAAAACAUCUGUGAAUUUCCUGAGAUGAAUGCUCCUUUAGUUUGAGCCUGCUUAAGGAAUAAUUACAAAAAACGCUGUACACGUUUUGAAUCGAGUCCAUCAUUUUGUACUUUUCAGCAGGUACUCACUUUUUUCACAAAUUGUUCAUUUUAGACGAGUGUAAAUACAGUUGAAUAUUAUGUUUUUUUUAUUGGCGUGUAUUUAUGAAAUGUACAAAAACAAAUAAAAAUCUUGUUUUCUUAA